This is a messenger RNA of Arabidopsis lyrata subsp. lyrata, 1892 nucleotides long. RefSeq names its product serine/threonine-protein kinase AFC1. The transcript has 13 exons. Gene Ontology annotation, cellular component: nucleus. The coding region runs from base 217 to 1626 and encodes 469 amino acids. Gene Ontology annotation, biological process: protein phosphorylation. Gene Ontology annotation, molecular function: ATP binding; protein kinase activity. Lineage: Eukaryota; Viridiplantae; Streptophyta; Magnoliopsida; Brassicales; Brassicaceae. The record is from RefSeq and is a predicted model, not a curated record.
UCUCUCUCUCUCUCUCUCUCUCUCUCAUUUCAGUCUCUUUCGCUGUUAAAUAUUUUCUCCUGAGAUUUUUUCUUCAAUUCCAAUUCAGUGAGCAUUUUUGUUUGUAUCUCCGAUCUGAAUUCCGGCGAUCAAACUACGACAGCGUCUAAUUCAACGUUUUAAAUUACUCUGUGUGAGAGAGAUUUGCGCUCUGGAUUUGCAUUUUUAUAACCCUUUAUGCAAAGCAGUGUGUAUCGUGAUAAAGCUAGCUCGAUCGCCAUGAUCUUGGAAACUCAGAGGAAUGUUGAAUUCCCUCAUAGGAUCGUUGAUAAGCGUCCCAGGAAACGGCCCCGAUUGACUUGGGAUGCUGCUGCGCCUCUUCUUCCUCCUCCUCCUCCUCCUCCUCCACCCACGGUAUUUCAACCUCCGUUGUACUAUGGUCCGGAGUUUGCGAGCGGAGUAGUUCCCAAUUUUGUUUACCCAAACAUGUUCUAUAAUGGCCUUCCUCGUCAGGGCUCUCCUCCCUGGAGACCAGAUGAUAAAGAUGGCCAUUAUGUCUUUGUUGUUGGAGAUACUUUGACUCCACGAUAUCAAAUUCUCAGCAAAAUGGGUGAAGGUACAUUCGGACAAGUAUUGGAAUGUUUUGAUAAUAAAAACAAAGAAGUCGUGGCAAUCAAAGUUAUACGGUCCAUAAGCAAGUAUCGUGAAGCUGCCAUGAUAGAAAUUGAUGUGCUGCAGAGGCUUACAAGGCAUGAUGUUGGUGGUUCUCGUUGUGUGCAAAUACGGAAUUGGUUUGACUAUCGUAAUCAUAUUUGUAUUGUAUUUGAGAAGCUUGGGCCAAGCUUAUAUGAUUUUCUCCGCAAAAACAGCUACCGUUCAUUUCCCAUUGACCUUGUUCGGGAGCUUGGCAGACAACUUUUGGAGUCUGUAGCAUAUAUGCAUGAUUUACGGCUGAUCCACACGGACUUGAAGCCAGAGAACAUUCUUUUGGUAUCGUCUGAAUAUAUCAAAAUACCUGAUUAUAAGUUUCUGUCACGACCCACGAAAGAUGGGUCAUACUUCAAGAAUCUACCCAAGUCAAGUGCCAUCAAGCUCAUUGAUUUCGGAAGUACAACAUUUGAACAUCAAGACCAUAACUACAUUGUAUCCACAAGGCAUUACCGCGCACCAGAAGUUAUCUUAGGGGUUGGAUGGAACUAUCCAUGCGAUCUGUGGAGCAUUGGUUGCAUACUUGUUGAACUUUGCUCGGGAGAGGCGCUUUUCCAAACGCAUGAAAACUUGGAACAUUUGGCCAUGAUGGAAAGGGUCCUAGGACCUUUACCACCUCAUAUGGUGCUCAGAGCCGACCGGCGCUCUGAGAAAUACUUCAGGCGAGGUGCAAAGUUAGACUGGCCUGAAGGUGCGACAUCAAGAGACAGCUUAAAAGCAGUAUGGAAACUUCCCCGGCUACCGAACCUGAUAAUGCAGCAUGUGGAUCACUCAGCCGGGGAUCUGAUAGACCUAUUACAAGGGCUGCUUCGAUAUGAUCCAACAGAGAGGUUCAAGGCAAGAGAAGCACUGAACCAUCCCUUCUUCACAAGAAGCCGGGAACAGAGUAUACCCUUCAACCCAAACCCUCAUCCAUUUUUAUACAACCAAAAGAACUAAAAAAAGAAGAAACAGCAGAUGACGUUUGGAGAAAUCUGCAGUUUCUGUGUAUCCUUUACUUUCCUGUGUUUUUGUAGCAUUUUAUUAUAUAUGAUUUUCAUGUAUAGAAAUGAAAGAAAGAGAGAAAGGUUUGUGCCUAAUUUUUUCUUAUCUGUUGUUGUUGUGGUUUCUUGUGUUCACUUUUCGACCACAACAACUGUUGCUCCAUGGCUAUUGUAAGAGUUAUUUUACAGUUACUUACUUUACAACACAAAGUGAAUGUUACA